CGCCACCCGGACGUAUUUUGAAGUCACACGUCCAAGAUGGCGGCGCCCGCAGCGGCUAAAAUCUUCUCCUUUCAAGAUUACCGGGCGGUGCCAGACCCGGUUCUAGAAGUCAGCCCCGAAUGCCUGCAGCCGUCGCCGGUUCCGAUCGUCAUAGACAACGGCUCUUUCCAGACGCGGGCCGGCUGGGCCGGCGCCGGGGACGAGUUUUCCGCUCCUCGGCUCCAGUUCAAGUCCGUGGCGGCGCGCAGCCGCGGGGCGGCCCGCAGCGAGACCCAGAUCGGCAACGACAUCCCGAACCUGGAGCCGCUGCGGUGGCUGCUGAAGAGCCAGUUCGACCGCAACGUCGUGGUCAACUUUGAAAUCCAGGAGCUCAUGUUCGACUACAUCUUCAUGCACCUGGGAAUCGCCACCGAAGGUUGUGUGGAGCACCCCGUCGUGCUGACCGAGGCGCCUUGCAACCCCCUUCACUGUCGGCAGAUGAUGUCCGAGCUGCUGUUCGAGUGCUACGGCGUCCCGCGGGUGUCGUACGGGGUGGACAGCCUCUACAGCUUCUACUACAACAACGUCCAGCGCAGCCUCUCUGCCCCGCACACCGGCAUCGUGAUCUCCUCCGGCUACCACUGCUCGCACAUCCUCCCAGUCAUCAACGGCAGAGCAGCAGGUGUGAGGCUCACCAGGACCAGCACUGGGCACCACUGCCUUACAGGAAGGCCCUGGCGUGGCUCAGGUUGCUCAGCAGUGCGGGACGGUGCUUUAGGGCCCUUCAGAGUCGUUGUCGUGUUGGUGGAGUCCUGUACCUCUGUCCUGCAGACCCCUGAGCUGGAGCAGUCCAUGGAGGAGGGGGACGGUGUGGCUGAGCUCGAACCCGAGUUCAAUGAGGACCAGCCCGAAGCAGACAAGCCUGCUAAUCCUGCACAGCCUGUGUUUAACCUGGCAGAGUAUCACCAGCUGUUCGUAGGCACGGAGAGGCUGCGUGUGCCGGAGAUCCUGUUCCAGCCCUCCGUCAUCGGGGAGGAGCAGAUGGGCGUCAUGGAGACCCUGCAGUACAUCUUGGACAGGUGGCACCGGCGCUGUGCUAAACGAACCCCUCCGAAUCCCGGCUCAGGCGAAGAUGCGACGCAGUAUAGGGACAACGAGCCGGUGGCCUCCGGCGCAUUUUCCUGGAUUUUCGUCGGCCAGCCGGUGCCCCAAUCCCCGCCCCCCCACAGUCGUCUCGCCGGCCCCGCCCGGGAGGAGUGA
This is a messenger RNA of Lepisosteus oculatus (spotted gar), 1239 nucleotides long. The record is from RefSeq and is a predicted model, not a curated record. Lineage: Eukaryota; Metazoa; Chordata; Actinopteri; Semionotiformes; Lepisosteidae.